UGAUGACGUAAUAAUUUUUUUUUGUCAUCAUAACAACAAGAUGGCGACGUCUUCAGAAGAUUGUGAAAAUUCGUCGCAAACAAACGAUGAUUUUGAGACGACAGAGAGCGAUACAGAACUUCAAAAUAUUUUCAAAAGGUUGAGAGUUAAUCAUAGAACGUAAGUAACGUUUAUGCGUUAUGAAAUUCUGUUUAUUUCUACGAAAAUAACCUGUACUUUUCAUAUCAUAUAUUGUCGAUUUUGAUAUAGACUGCAUAAAAAACCAUUUAAAAAGAACCAUUAUUUUUUUAAUAUGUCAGGCCGAAGUGUUUCGUAUGUAAUAGUUAAUACUUAGUCAGAAAUUAGGCUGAAUUAGUUUUUAACUGGUUUUCAUUUCUAUUCAAAACAAUUGGAUUUCCUGGUUUGAUUACUUUAAUUUGUUUCCUGAGUCCUGACUUACUGAGGCACUGGGCUGUUGACAGUAUUACACUGAUAAUUGCUAGUUAAAAGCCUCCGAAUCUGAUAAAAUGUACCCUCAUUGAGUACCAUACAACAGAUUAUGUUUUGAUUUGCAUUUGCAUUGCUAUUUAAUACGAAGUGACUAUAUGACCGGCAGCCGGUCACGGUUUAUCAAAUACUAAAUGGCCGGCAGUCUAGUUACCAUUGUUAAAGUUGAAUUUUUAUAAGAUAAACCUAUCCCCAACCCCAAACCCUUUUCUAACCCUAACCCCUAACCCUAACCUUUUGAGAGUUAGAAAAGUCGGGAAAAAAAGUUUAAAAAAUUUUAAGAAAAAACAAUGCUAAGUCAGACAAAACACAUCCCGACCCCGACUGCGCUUAACUUUCCGCACGCAGCGCCCUUGCCGUAUGAGCUAACGGCAAGCUCGGUAAAAGUUAACGCAAACAAAAGUUUUUAUAUUCAACUAUAGUCACUAGACUGCUGGCCAUUUAGUAUUUGAUAAACCGUGACCGGCUGCCGGUCAUACAGUCACUUUGUAUUUAAUAAAUCGAGUAUGUAAUGGUAAUGUUUGUGGCAGGGAUGGAUCCAGCAUGUGGUGGUGGUGGUGGGGGGUGGGGUGCUCUGCUAGCUCUGGUGCCGAGUUAUGUCGGUCAUGUGUGCCGCCCGCCCAUCAACUUGCUUCACUACUGCAAAGUCUUGCUUGACUAUUGUAUUUGAAUUGUAAUUGUUGUUCACAGUUCACUUAUCAUCAUGUUAUUACUCAAAUUACUGUAUCUCAUUAUUUUUUGCUUUAUCAUGAAAAAUAACACCCCCCUCCCAGUAAAUCCAUCCCUGGUUUGUAGUGUUGCAGACUGCAGAGGAGAGUGGGCAGUAAGGCUCCCUCAUGCACCACCCCAGGAAGACCUGCACCCCUCCUUGCACCCUCGCCCCUGCAAUAUAGUUGGCAUGUGUGUUUAAUGAUUAGUUGUGUAGGUUGGUAACAUUUAAAAUUUUCUGUUGUUUGAUCUACUUUAUUCUCAAUAAAAUGCAGAAAGAAAAUGCCAACUCAAGCAAGAAAAGUAAAGACAAUAAAACAACGACCUAAAAAUUCUGGACGUUUACCUGAAAAACACAAACGGAGGAAAAUCUUAAAAGAUCCUACUUUCAUUUUUACAAGUACAAUUAAAAGAACCGAAAAUAAAACAGACAAAAACUUGUCGGUAAAAGAACUGAAUGAUUCUUUGCCACAAAAUGAACCACAGAGAACGGCCUCUGCCCUAAACAGUUCUCGGCACCGUUUGCAGGGUUGCGGAGAACAGUUUAGAAACGGAGCAAAUGUGAAGGUUUCUGACUCGUUAAACAUGGACGACACAACACCCGAGGAACUAGCGGCGUAUUUUGAUCAGUUGUUACAUAUUCCUAAACCUAUGUCACAGAUGGCCGAAAUGAUGUACACAUGAGGAUAAAAAGUGUUACAGAGCUUGCGGCCAGGGUAUACCAUUGAUAAAGCUUAGCUGUUGUGCCAUACAAGAGUUUCUGCAAGUUUAUGUCAAGUUGGAAAGCUUUUGUCCCAUAUAAUGGUUUCCUUGCCAUGUCAUUUUAAUUGGUUUGUAGAAAGCCUGUGUAAUUCUGUGAUACAUAUUUUGUAUUUAUAUAAUGUGUGAAAUGUUUUUGCAGUUGGCAAAAUGGUUAAAUAUAUAACAGGAACAUUAAACCAUUUGACGUAUAUCGACUUGGGGAAUGUUGUAGCACUUUGAUAAACUAACUAUGCACCACUAACACAUCUUGGCAAUAUUUAAUAAUCCUAUUUUUCUAUGCUAUGCAUAUAUACAUACAUUUUUUUGAAAAUAAUAAUUUUUCAAAUGUUAAAAUAUUCGAGUUAAAUUCUAUGCCUAAAAAUAAAUACACUAAUAACUUAACCCUUUAAGUGGCAACCUAAUGGGUUAAUAUUCUUAAAUAAUUUUGUUAAAAUACAAUUUCCUAUUAGCAUUGUAGAUAUAAUCAGCUAAAAAUUCUAUGCCUGCUAUGAUCCAAUUCACACAUUUCUGGAUUGAGAAUGAUACAGCUACAUACCUGAAAUAUACAAGUAAUAUAAUACAAAACAUAAUCCGAAGAUAACCAUCUUGAAACCCAAAAUAUGAGUCAAUAUGACUCACUCUCUAUGACUCAAAUAUGACUCACUCACUUUCUUGUUUGACUCAUAUUUUGGGUUUCAAGAUGCUUAUCUUCGGAUUAUGUUUUGUAUUAUACAUUUUGAAAUUGUCGGCUGGUAUUGGUUUUUAUAUACAAGUAAAACUAUGACGUUUCGAUCGAAGGCCCCUGGGAAGUUAGAAGGGCUUUCGCUCGAAACGUUGAAGUUUUACUUGUACUUUUAGGUUGUUGAAACAAUCUCAAUAUGCAGAAUUCUGGUGUGAUUGUCACUACCUACGUUCGAGUUUAUAUCUCAGUUAGCUGAUUACAUAUUCUAGAAUCUAGUCAAUUAUGUUUUACUCGAAUCAUCUGGCGGUUCAAGUUUGUCAUUGUCAGGUUCUUUAUAAAAUAGAAGCGGAAACAUUCCUAAAAUACAGCCUACGAUAAUGCCAAUACCACGUCCCUGCAAAGAUAAAACAAAUCAUUGUUUAGACACUCAGAUAAUUAUUGCUUUAGUUUAUUCCGCAGUUAAGAAUUUAAGUUCCUAAAGGCCCAUGUAUGACUACACAAUAUGACCACACAAUAUGACUAGCCAUAUACGAUUCUUAUCCUGACGUAUGUACUCAAGUAAAUGCAUGUAAAUUGGAUGUCAAAUUUUGCCAUAAACUGAUGAACAAGAAUAGUGGCAUUAGCAAUCAGUUUCAUACGCCAGAAUGUCAAUUGUAAAUGACUAGUCGUAGAAUUCACUUCUGUGACCACAGUUUGAUUCUUGUAAUAAGCAGUUCACUGACUAGAAUUUCAUGAGGACAGCGCUUCCACUCUGACUCUACCGAGCCCCGCAGGUUUUGUUUUCCUCCUGUUGUAACACUAGAGCAAUGAUUGACAGCUCUUACAGGACUUUUUUGGGAGAAAAUUAAACAACCAAUAGAGAUAUUUGAUUUACCAAGUUUGUUGCGACUACAGUUCUUGUCAUUUGAAGUUGAGCUGAAUUCAUUUGUGGUCCUUCAAAACCAAGUUUAGUUGUCAGUGACUCAACAUAACCAGCCAAACUAUACAAUAAUAUACAACGUUAUUCAUCUACAGUACUUGUAUAUAUAGUAUAUCUAUCUUCCUUCAUUCUAUUGGAUAGGAGACAUCUAAGAAUUAGCACUAUUGAAAUGAUACAUACCCUAAGCCAGAUACAUCAGAUACAAUGUUUCCGAGCGCUGCAGCUAAAAAAGAUUGAUCAAUCUAUAAGGCUCACAACGGUAGUGACAAUGAAAAUUGUCAGUUGUCAGCAAGAUGCAUACACAACAUGCAGGCUUGUAGCAAGCUUGUCAACAAGUGUAACAAUGCUGUUAUUUUAUCAAGUUGCUACAAGGUUGCCACUCGCAACUUGUUGACAAAUUGUUGAAUUGUAGGAUGAUAACAAGUUGUUGGAACAACUUGUAACAAGUCUGUUGAGCUUAAUAAUCUUGUAGCAAGUUGUCAACAAGCUGGGAACAAGCAGUGC
This is a messenger RNA of Paramuricea clavata, 4040 nucleotides long. The record is from the annotation of a GenBank genome assembly. NCBI's taxonomy places the organism in Eukaryota, Metazoa, Cnidaria, Anthozoa, Malacalcyonacea, Plexauridae.